AUGGCCAAUAUAGAGCAAGGACACGGGUUUCGGCAAUUUAUGGGCGCACUUGCUGCGCUAAUUUAUUUGUUGGUAAUCACAAUCCUAUUUUCGUUUUGCUGGAUCCUGGCCCUUGGAUUACUUCUGUAUGGCAACUUCUUUGGGAGAAUAACAAUGCUUCUCUACAUUUGUUAUAUUCACAUAUCAAGCGCGAAAUUCAUUUUGAACAUCAAGGGAAAUGGCAUCAGAUUUUUUCGCAGUAACUGGCUUUGGAAACAACUACGGCGUUAUUUUCCAAUCGAAUUGGUGAAAACAGUAGAUUUACCCGCCAACCGUCAUUAUGUGUUCGCGACUUUUCCACAUGGUGUUAUGACUUAUGGCUGCACCGUUAACAUUACAUAUGACAUUGACAAUUGGCUCGCACUAUUUCCCGGCAUACGACCGAGGCAGACGAUUUUGAAUGCCACCUAUUUGACGCCAUUCCUGCAUGAAUAUUUGCGCCUUUGCGGCUUUAUUUCGGUAUCGGAAAACUCUUUAAUGCAUUAUUUGACCAGUCGCUGGCAGGGUGAUGGUUUCACGUCUAAUGGUGUUUUCAUUAUUGUUGGCGGUGCACAGGAGGCUUUAGACUCUCGUCCUGGCCAAUAUGAGCUGACAUUUUUGAGACGUAAAGGAUUUGUUCGGGUAGCCAUAAAAAGUGGUGCUGCUAUUGUUCCAUGUUUCACUUUCGGUGAGGUGGACAGCUUCGAGCGUUGGGAUGGGAAAUGGGCUUUGCAUUGGCAAUUGGCAGUGAAAUACUUACUGGGCAUAUCGAUAAUACUUGUAAAGGGGCGUGGUGGCCUUCCGCUUCCAUUCAAGCGCCGUAUUGUACAAGUGGUCGGCAAACCAAUCGAAGUGCAACAAAAUGAUAACCCCCAACCGGAAUAUGUGGAUGAAAUUCAUCAAAAAGUCAUUGAAGGUGUAAAAGAUUUAUUUGAGACACACAAAAUUAAUUACAUCGAAAAUUACGAAAAUGUUAAACUUGUAAUUAAGUAA
This is a messenger RNA of Bactrocera latifrons, 1011 nucleotides long. Its product is annotated as 2-acylglycerol O-acyltransferase 2-like. Bases 1 to 1011 code for a protein of 336 amino acids. The record is from RefSeq and is a predicted model, not a curated record. Gene Ontology annotation, biological process: triglyceride biosynthetic process. The transcript is spliced from 6 exons. Gene Ontology annotation, molecular function: diacylglycerol O-acyltransferase activity. Gene Ontology annotation, cellular component: endoplasmic reticulum membrane. NCBI's taxonomy places the organism in Eukaryota, Metazoa, Arthropoda, Insecta, Diptera, Tephritidae.